Diprion similis is the source of this 894-nucleotide messenger RNA. Its product is annotated as glutathione S-transferase 1-like. The record is from RefSeq and is a predicted model, not a curated record. Gene Ontology annotation, biological process: glutathione metabolic process. The transcript has 6 exons. Gene Ontology annotation, molecular function: glutathione transferase activity. The coding region runs from base 49 to 705 and encodes 218 amino acids. Lineage: Eukaryota; Metazoa; Arthropoda; Insecta; Hymenoptera; Diprionidae.
CGCUUCUCAACUACUGUAGACAGAUCUUUUACAAUCCAAGAGACAAAGAUGGCACCUCCAAUUUUAUACUCCACUGAUGCCAGUCCACCGUGCCGUGGAGUUUUGUUGGCAGCAGCAGUUGCAGGGAUCAAAAUCAAUGUUCAAGAGGUACAUCUUGCGGAUGGUGAGCAUCGCAAGGAAAAGUUUCUCAAGAUGAAUCCACAGCAUACCCUACCAACUUUGGAUGAUAACGGUUUUCACAUUUGGGACAGCCACGCAAUCGUCACGUAUCUGAUCGAAAAAUAUGCAAAGGAUGAUUCUUUGUACCCGAAGGAUCUUCAGAAACGUGCAGUGGUCGAUCAACGCCUUCAUUUCGACAACUCGAUUCUCUUUCCUGCUGUAAGGGAAAUUGCUGCUCCGAUUUUGUACAAAGGUGCUACUGAAAUACCCCAAGAUCGGAUUGACUUCGUCAAGCAAAAUUUCGAAUUCUUAGAAAUAUUUCUGAGAGACUCUGACUGGAUGGCUGGUAAUACAAUAACUUUGGCUGAUACCAGCAUCAUCGCAUCAGUGACGUCCUUGACGAUUUUCGUACCCUUGGACCCGUAUCCUAAAUUGGCUGCUUGGGUGAAACGAUGCGAGGACAAAAUUCCUGACUACGCAAAGUUAAAUGUCACAGGAGUUAAAAUUUUUCACAGUAUGUUUGGAAAAUUCUUUUCAAAAGCCUAGAUGCACACGAUGAUUACCAUUGUAAAAAUCUAAGUGACAUGUAAAAGAGCUACUGUCAAAUUAAUCACGAUGAUACAAUGAAACUGCAACUUUUCGUUACACACAUACCUAUGUAUCCAUUUUGCAACACGAUAUUUGACCUCUGUAUUAUACCUCUAAAGGCACAUCCGGUGCAAAACUCUAGCUCCU